Molecule: messenger RNA, 1629 nt
Organism: Impatiens glandulifera
Lineage: Eukaryota; Viridiplantae; Streptophyta; Magnoliopsida; Ericales; Balsaminaceae
Product: F-box/kelch-repeat protein At3g24760
Exons: 2
Coding region: 172-1365 (397 amino acids)
Molecular function (GO): protein binding
Source: RefSeq, a predicted model, not a curated record
CAAUAAUUCCUCUCUCUCUCUCUCUAUUUAGAGUCCAUACGGUCUUUUGUGGUCGUCUCGAGUUCGAAUCUCAACCACCGAUUCAGAUUCAAUUCUUCUUGCAAUCUCCCUUUCCAUUUCUCUCUCUCUCUGACGAUAAAGAAUUACAAACUCUCGCUGUUGAUUACAGCUAUGGAAGAAUUCAAGUCACUUAGAGAAUUGAAUCCGCAAUUAUCUUCUUCACUAGAUUGGGAAUAUCUAGGUUCUGACCUAGCCGAGGUAAUCUUCUCUAAACUUCCAACCCGAUCAAUCGUACGCGCUACAUCUGUCUGCAAACCCUGGCACUCCAUCAUCGCCUCUGCCCGCUUCUCCGCCUCUAAGAAGCCUUGGUUCUUCCUCUACGGCCAGAAUAACAUAUAUCUCAAGAAUAACCAAGCCUUCGCAUUCGAUCCCGAGGCCAACGAAUGGAUCAAGCUUCCAACUUCCUUAUUCCCCUUGCCGUCCUCCCAGGAGGAGUCUUUCGUCGGCUCUAGCGGCUAUCUUUUCUCAUCCACAUUUGCUAGGUUUAGUUUCGCCAAGAUUCUCAAACGCAAUUGGCGUGACACUUCUCCUCUCAAUUUCUCCCGCUGCAAUCCUCUCGUUGGCGUAUACAGUGACGAAUCUGAUGUUCCAAGGUUCAUCGUCGUCGGUGGUGUUAGAUUCAUCGGCGGAUUAGUCGACAUAGAGGAACGAUUAGCGGUUGAGAUUUACGAUCCCCGUUCUGAUUCAUGGGAGCUCUGUCCUCCUCUGCCUGCAGAUUUCCCAUCAGGAAACUCAUCUCAGUGGCUUUCAUCAGCCUUGUUCAGAGGAAAAUUCUAUGUGUUCGGCAUUUCUUCUUUCUUUAUUUCAUCUUUCGAUUUAUCUGAACAUUUCUGGAGUGAGGUCCAAACGUUGAGACCUCCUGGCGUCUUGUUUUCAUUCUUAGUUUCGUGCCAAGAUAGACUUGUCUUGGCUGGAUUAUGCAAUUCUCCUCGCGGACCAUCUUUUAACCUGUGGCAAAUUGACGAGAAAACAAUGGAGUUCAGUGAAAUAGCUAUAAUGCCUCAAGAACUUCUUCAUUGUGUUUUCGACAGUGAUGAAGAUGAUAAAUUUGCUAGCCUGAAAUGCGUUGGAUUUGGAAACCUUAUAUACAUAUUCAAUGAAGAGCAUCAUAAGAAUUACCCAGCUUGUGUUUGUGAGUUCAAUGGUGAUUCUGGUCGCUGCAGCUGGAGAAGAAUCCCGAGCUUGCCUGACACCGAAAAUAAUUUCCACAAAAUCAUUAGUUUUUGUUCAACAGUUUGUCUUGACAGCAUUCUUAGAGGAGGAAGAGAUGGUGCAGACCAAAAGGAAUUGGUGUCCUUUGCAUAAUCUAUUGAAUCAACUACUAGAGUCCUCUUUCUGGUCUAAGCAUUGAAGAUCUAUCUUAAGGGAAUCAUCAGAAGAACACACAAAAUAUGUAGCUUAUAUGACCAGUCGGAUUUCUUUAAUUUGGUUUUCUGUUUAUCCAAACUUACCCAUUUGAAGAUAACACGUUUAUAGUACAUUAAAGUGUAUAAUAAUUGACUUGCCUUUUGUAAUAAUAAGUUUAAACUGACUGUAAUAUAUAAUGGAAGGUAUUUUUUGUUUUACAAA